Fusarium tjaetaba is the source of this 906-nucleotide messenger RNA. RefSeq names its product alpha beta hydrolase fold-3 domain protein. The coding region runs from base 1 to 906 and encodes 301 amino acids. Lineage: Eukaryota; Fungi; Ascomycota; Sordariomycetes; Hypocreales; Nectriaceae. Gene Ontology annotation, molecular function: hydrolase activity. The transcript has a single exon. The record is from RefSeq and is a predicted model, not a curated record.
AUGCCCAGCUUCAAAGCCCGCAUCCUCAGCUGGAUCAUCUGGUGGUGGUUCAAGAGCACAUGGAGUUCAGCAGAGGGCAUCAACAACCGCAUCGCCAAGGAGCGUCUUCGUCCCGAGCGUGUACCUCCCAAGCACCUCUACAAGGAGUUCGCUGUUGAGGAGUACAAGAGAAAGGGCCACAUCGCGAAUUAUGUCGUUUACAUAGUCUCUCCAAAGACAGAGACGCCGACUCGUGGUCGAAUCUUGUAUCUCCAUGGCGGUGGCUUCGUCUUUGAUAUCACGCCCCAGCAUUGGGAGCUGGUGGCUCAGCUUGCGAGGCGUCUGAAUGCUACUGUUACCGUACCGAUAUACCCGCUUGGCCCUGAGACGUCGCUUAUGAAGAUGUAUGAGUUCGUGCAGCCGCUCCACGACGAACUCGCAUCGGCACCAGAUCGGACGCCGUUUUGGAUUGUGGGUGAUUCAGCUGGAGGGACCAUGGCUCUUGUCCUCACGCAGAAUGCCAAGUUGGCUGGUAGACAGACCGCGCAGAGAAUUGUGCCCAUCACGCCUUGCACUGAUUCCAGUCUUGUCAACCCUGAACUCCACAAUGCAGCGCUCAAGGAUCCAUGGCUGGACGUCCCUGGCAUCGCCGAGAUCACAAGACUCAUCUGUCCAGAGAUGAAUACUCAGCAUCCCAAUGUUAGUCCCAUAUACGGAGAUCUGAGACUACCGCCGAUGUUGGUGUUUGCAGGUGGCUUGGAUCUCCUGACGCCUGAUACCAAGAAGAUGGUCGAGAUGGCCAAGGAGCAGGGUACAAAGGUCGAGCUGGUGUAUGGAGAGGGCAUGAUACACGUUUGGCCCAUUCUACCAAUUCAAGAGGGCAGGCAAGCCGUGGACAAGAUGGUCGAAUGGUUGGGAAUCAGUUGA